Messenger RNA from Leucoraja erinaceus (little skate), 657 nucleotides. RefSeq names its product MAPK regulated corepressor interacting protein 2 (gene mcrip2). The transcript has 5 exons. The record is from RefSeq and is a predicted model, not a curated record. NCBI's taxonomy places the organism in Eukaryota, Metazoa, Chordata, Chondrichthyes, Rajiformes, Rajidae. Bases 102 to 524 code for a protein of 140 amino acids.
GGCCGGCUCCGGCCGGGAGUGGGGCGGAUCCCGGGAAGCGGCCCCGGGAGGCGGCGCCUGCCCGCCCGGCGGCCGGGACUGGAGCGCGUUGCGAACGGACCAUGUACACGAUCACCCGCGGGCCCAGCCGGCUGGCCACGCAGCGGAGGACGGGUCCGUCCCAGCAGAUCGAAGCCAAGCCCGGCUGCGACUUGAAGCAGAAGCCGGCGGAGAGCGGCCCGGCCCCCAGACUGGUCUUCAACCGAGUGACGGGCAAGCGUUACGUGUCGCCGGGGGUCACCGAGACACGACAGGACGAGGAACACACGCCGGCACACGAGGAGAACGUUCGCUUUGUCUAUCAGGCCUGGCAACAGGUGGAGGAGGAGUUGCUGGCCAGCCGGCAUUCUGAGAACAGCCAACGACCUUGCGGGGCAGUGGAGUACGUGGAAAAAUCACCCAGCCAGAACCUGAGCAACUUUGUUCCGAUCGACCUGGAGGAGUGGUGGGCAAAGCAGUUCUUGGCCAACAUUCAGAACUCCUAGAGGCAAGUGUCUGACGGGAGAAGAACACAGCCAGUGCCUCUGCCGUUUCCUCAUCUAUCCCUCCACCCUCAACGAUUCACACAAAGCAAAGACGUUUCUGUAAAAAACAAAUAAACUUAUAUGUUUGGCAGAC